AAUUAUCUUCAAGAGAGUGAAACAGCAAAGAGCAGAACACAACACGCGGCAAAUGGCGUUUGAGCGGGCAGUUUCAUUUUCAUCAACAAGCUUGAGAAACCUCACCAUCUUCCCCCAAAACCCUAAUUUCAUCCCCAAAUUCAAACUCCCAUCUUCCACAACACUCUCUUCCAAAGCAACCCCUAGAAAUUUCAACUUGAACCUAAAAGUGAGGUGUUCCAAUUCCAUCACCAAUGGAACUUACCCUAAACCCACUGAAAUUCAAUGGAAUAAGGACCUCUGUAACUCUGUCAAUUUAAUCGGUUUUGUCGCUAACCCCGUCGAAAUCAAACACCUUCCGUCCGGUAAAGUCGUUGCUUGGACUCGCCUCUCUGUCAAGAAAAACGCUACCCAAAUGUCAUGGAUUAAUUUGACAUUCUGGGAUGAACUUGCUCUUGUUGCUUCUCAGCAUGUUCAGCAAGGUCAACAAAUUCAUGUUUCUGGUCGGCUUGUUACUGACACUGUUGAUUCUGUUGAUGGAAAACAACAAACUUACUAUAAGGUUGUUGCUCAGCAGCUGAAUUUCAUUCAUAGGAGUGAUUCGCCGGUCACCUCAUAUGAUCAAGACUUCAAUUUUGUGGCGUCUGAUGGAGGUAAAAAAGUGAGUAAUGCUGGAAAUUAUAGUGCUGGAAGUUCUGUGGUGGAAUUAUGGCAAGCAUUUUUUGCUAACCCAGGGGAGUGGUGGGACAAUAGGAAGAACAAGAGGAACCCCAAAGGUCCUGAUUUUAAGCACAAAGAUACCGGAGAAGCUCUGUGGAUCGAUGGCAGAUCAAGUCCACCAUGGGUCAAAUCCCAACUGGAAAUAUUAGACAUGAGAAUGGGGACUUAUACCAGUGAAACCACUAGGAUGCCAGUAGAUAUGGUGAGCACAAAUGAAAUGCUGUCUUUCUAAAAACUACGCCAAACCGCACCCAACGUAAUAUUCUAUUUCACUCGACUUGGAAACUUCUUUGUGCAGUUUUCAUUUUGCCAGUAAAUUUUGGUUCUACGUAUAUUAAAUUUUGUUUAUAGUCUCUGGUGAUAUGUUAAGUGUUUCACGUUUAGAAUUAGAUUUUUGCCUAUGUAACAGAUAAUAGUAUUUUACUGAAGUCUCUGUACUGUAUAACUCAGAAGAUUUUAAAUUAGGUAUAUGAGCAGAAUUGGUGAAAGUUAGGCAAAGUAAUAACUAAAUUUGAGGAUAGCACACAUGCCAUA
Molecule: messenger RNA, 1233 nt
Organism: Trifolium pratense (red clover)
Lineage: Eukaryota; Viridiplantae; Streptophyta; Magnoliopsida; Fabales; Fabaceae
Product: protein OSB1, mitochondrial-like
Exons: 4
Coding region: 53-931 (292 amino acids)
Biological process (GO): positive regulation of helicase activity; mitochondrial DNA replication
Cellular component (GO): mitochondrial nucleoid
Molecular function (GO): single-stranded DNA binding
Source: RefSeq, a predicted model, not a curated record